Molecule: messenger RNA, 1626 nt
Organism: Dothidotthia symphoricarpi CBS 119687
Lineage: Eukaryota; Fungi; Ascomycota; Dothideomycetes; Pleosporales; Dothidotthiaceae
Exons: 3
Coding region: 1-1626 (541 amino acids)
Source: RefSeq, a predicted model, not a curated record
AUGGUGGCCCGGGGUACUUAUCUUCGGCCAGCAACCCAACAUGCCGAUGUUGGAAACUCGCAUCAAAGACCUCCGCCUAUCUGCAAAGCACAAUGGCGGAGAAGAUCUCAACCGCUACUUCACAGUGAUGCUCCAACCCCUCCAGCAAACAAACUGCAGUCGCUUGACCACGGUGACACCAAAUACAAGUAUAAUUUCAAACCCGCGCCAUUCCAGCAUGACGAAAUCAUCCGGCACAUCAAGCUCGCCGUCCGCGAUCUAAACAGACACAACAUUCUCAUCGCAAACAUGAACUUCCGCAUAGUGCCCACCAACAACUCGCCUCCCUUCUGGCCGCCAAGCACCGCUUUCCCCCAGUACGACACGAAGAUGUACACCUUCUUGGACGACUAUAACGAGUUCCCCGCCACGGCAUGGAUAUCGCUCGUCCCGCGAAUGGCUGGCUUGUCCGCAGACGCGCUCCAUGCAAAGAUCGGAUCGACGUGGAUGCCCCUCAAGACAUGGCUGCUGUCGAUGCAGUCACCGACGUCCAGACUGGAUGGUGAGCGCGGCUUCAAAGCCCAGCGCAAGUGGUGGCGGCUCAAUGGGCAGAAGUUCAGGCUCCUUGACCUUCCUGCCGAAGUGCGCAUGCUUGUCUUCGAGCAUGCGUUUGGGCCGCGCCUGUACCCUCUGAGCACAGUCAGCGCACACGACGCAUUCGAUGAGAGCGCUCGGCAGAAUGCGGCUGUGAAGUUGGGCCUGGGACGCUACAAUGCGAAGGACCACGCCAAUCCUCAUACGGGGCUUAGUUGGUUGACGAGCGGAUGUCCGGCGAAUACGAUUGACUACACUGUACCUGCGCCCAAUCUCGCUCUCCUGCGCGUCAGCAAGCAAGUUUUCCGCGAGGCUCUUUGCGCCGGCUGGGAGAAUACGCGCAAGACCUUUUUCUCGCCGCGGCACUUUGCCUCUGUGCUUGAUGCUGGCAUCACGCCAAGCUUCAACUGGCUCAACAAGCUCAUUCUCGACUUCAGUAUGAAGGAAUGGUUCGAGUUUUUCGGUAUCACAUUCCGCCCGGUGUUCCAUAUGGAAUUUGCAGAGUGUCUGGGCUACCUUCUACUCACACUGCCUACACUUGUUAGCCUGCAGAUAUGGUUCAGGAGUCCGGAUGAUGGCUGGAAAUACAGCCCCUGGGGAUGUUUUGACACGCUGUCCCUGUAUAUAUGCUGCCAGCGUACCAUGGUUGACUGGGUCAUGACGUUUGCGUGGCCGUUCGUCAAGGAUCUACCGAAAGUCAUUAUUGGCGGCGCGGUGAAGCGCGAUUCGAAGCGCAAGUGGGACGAUCUCCUUGCUUUGCCCAUGAGAAACAAAGUUGCCGUUAUCGACCAAGCGGCCGACGAGGCAGCUAUCUUCAGCACUGUCGGCCCACCGCCUUGUUUCUGCCGUACGCCUUGCGUAGCGACACAUGCGUCGCGUUAUCGGGAGGAGUGGCCCUUCUACAAGGACGAAGACGACUUUGAUUACGAGAAUAAUUUUAUUGACGAUCUCGAGGUUGAGGAGGCGGUCACUACGGUCGAGAGGCAUGGUCGAGGGGGCGAGGGGGUAGAUCUCGCAAAGACAUUUGUGAACCUAGGGAUCAAUAGCUUUUAG